AUGGCAUCCAAUCACUCACUAUCCCUCCUUGCGCGCGCAAGGUCAGCCAGACUUGCACCCAGCACCAGUAACAACAAGCAGCCGCCAGUGAAUCCGUCCACAGGCGCAGGUGCACAUGUCCCCAGUCCCAGCAACACUUCAUCCACCGUGUCCAACGUUUCGCUGUUCUUGACGAAUCUGCGCCUUCUCGACCUUGAUUCGCUGCCCGAUUGGCCCGACAUCAACCCGUUGACCUUUACCAACAAGGAUCUUGCCCAGGGUCAAAAGAAGCGCAUACAGUCGGUGGAAUGGGCACUAUACCAACUGUUUGAUCUCUGGGACCCGGAGGAGACGCGUAAUAAACUCAAACCAUUCUUCCCCCCGCUCGAUCAACUCCAAUCAACCAACCUUCGUGCCGCUCUUCUACGAUGCCUCGAACAGGCCAAGAAGAAUGGUGUCCUUGGCCGCGAUGCUGUGGUGCGGCGGACCAUGCUGGAUGAAUGCAAGGGCGAACGACUCGAAGAGGUCCUGGCCACUUUUUCAUCUGCCGUACUGAAGAAGAUGGUUGCAGAGGCGAGCCUCAACGGCAAAGAGCACCUGACAAUUGCCGAGACCCUCGCCCUGGAGAACCGCGGGUACUCUGGCGACACGGCACAGAUCACGGCGCUGGUGCUGGCAUAUCGCGCGUCGCUGAGCAAGAUGCUGCGAGAGAGGCAGGAGGCGCGGGCGCGGUACAACGACCUGGCGCAGCUGCUGGACCUGAAAGAGCGCGGGAUCUCGAGGCGGAAGCUGCAGCUUGGGGACGCCAAGAACCCCGCCGCGGACGGCAUGUCGGAGGACGAAAAGCUGGCGUUGUGGCGGGCGGUACGGAACAACUGGGCCGGCAACGAGCGCUGGAUGGAGGCGCUGCUCUACGGCGACGCCCCGCGCGACGACCUGCUCACCGCACCUUUUGACCGCGUCUGGAGGCGGGUGCAGUCUGGGCGCCUCGCCGAACUGGAGGAGCAUCGCGAGCCUGGUUUGAUCGAACAACUGGACGGGCGAGUCAAGAUGCAGAAGGAGAGGUUGCAGAAGUGGCAGACGUUCCGGCGGGACAUGUUCGGUACGGACUCGAUCAAAGACGACAGGGCGCAGAAGAGAAAGUCGCUUACGCUUGAUCAUGUUGCCAAGCCCAGGGGUAUUGAUCUUGGUUUUGGGGCACAUGAAAACAUACGAUAUGGCACCGCAAGUCCCAUGAAGCUUGCAGCUAAACCACAGCCCCUCAAACCGGAGUAUGAAGUCUUGGUCAACGAGUUGCAAGAGGAAUUGGAUGCUAUCAACAAAGGGCGGCCAAACCCAUUCGCUGGUGGGCUACAAUCUGUGCAGCGCAGUGACAUGCGCGAGGCUGUAGCUCUGGAAGCAACAGGUAUUCCGGCAGAGUCGACAUCAGGACAUGUAGACUUUGAGGAAGACGCUACCGAAGCCUGGCCAAGAUCCAACUUGGCCAGACCUCAAGAACCAUACAUGGAGCCUAUUCACAAACCGCCGACUAUGGCUUUACAAGAAAAGGAAAAACACAAGAGGGCUAUAUCCUACAGCCAACCUCUGGAGCAGAAAAGCAUUGGAUCCAAGCCCGAAGCCAAACGUACAGCCAGUGCACGGCCAAAAUCACUUGUUCUCGACCACAACACACGCCUACCCUCAACUGCGGGGAGUAGAGUGAGCAAACCACCCCUGAGUGCGCCCAACGCCUACCCCUCUGGACCUGCAGACGCCCCAGAAAACUCGUUCUCAAAUCGUCCGGCAGCCUGCCCUCGCACGCCUUCCCCACCUCCAGCUCCGAGAUACAUCCCAGAGGAGCGGCCGGUCGAACCAUCGCAGCCGGUCAUAUCCCAGACGCAGCGAGAAGCGGACGCCAUACUUGCAUCCAUAUCAGCCGCGUCCCCCUCGCCCGAGAAGAAACCGCGCCACACCCUCUCGCUGGCCGAACGCACGCGCCUGUCCAUGUUACGCGACGUCAACGAGGGCGAGGACGACGAGCUGGAUCGCUUCUCCCUGGUGCGGCGUGGCUCCACGAGCGGCAAGAACAAAAGAUCGGCAGCCGAGGGGACCGUGGACGGUAACGCCGCGAUCCCGGAGGAGAACGAGGCCGAAGAUGACCUCGUCGCGCGCACCCGACGCAGCAUGGCCAACUUCGAAGCCAGUCGCCAAAAGGCCCAGCUGGAGCGGCGGCGGUCGCAGCGCAAGGCGGCCAGGGAAUCCAACGUCCACCAGCAGCACAGGAGGAACGGCGGCGGCAGCGUUUCUGCCAUGCCCUCGACGUUGGAGGAGAGGGCGGCCGAAGGGGACAGCGUGCUGGUGGAUCAGAUGUUAGAGCAGGGCGUUGACGAUUACGAAGCCGUUUUCAAGAGCCGGCCCAGAAUCCAAACGAGCCCACGGCUAACGGCACAGUGA
Pyricularia pennisetigena is the source of this 2412-nucleotide messenger RNA. RefSeq lists its product as uncharacterized. The coding region runs from base 1 to 2412 and encodes 803 amino acids. Lineage: Eukaryota; Fungi; Ascomycota; Sordariomycetes; Magnaporthales; Pyriculariaceae. The transcript has 2 exons. The record is from RefSeq and is a predicted model, not a curated record.